Neurospora crassa OR74A is the source of this 576-nucleotide messenger RNA. RefSeq lists its product as hypothetical. NCBI's taxonomy places the organism in Eukaryota, Fungi, Ascomycota, Sordariomycetes, Sordariales, Sordariaceae. The transcript is spliced from 3 exons. The coding region runs from base 1 to 576 and encodes 191 amino acids. The record is from RefSeq and is a predicted model, not a curated record.
AUGCUCCCCACAACGGACGCCGGCGGCGGGGUACCGCAAUCGGAUCGAGUGCCGUGGCUGCGGAUCUCGGAGACGAGCGCGCCCUGUCCCCCAGUUCCCUUCCCGCCAGUUCCAAGUGGAAGCGAAACAACAUGGGGGUGUAUGGAUUUAAAGAACUCCCAACAUCGAAAUGGUUGGUGCCGGUACCGGGGAGAGCUGUCAUCACCAUCGGAUACUACCGCUUGCAAGUUGCGCGAGAAAUCAAGCAAGGUACCGGUGUUCACGAAUUCGAUAACGCUGCCCUGCUGCUCACAAGGGAACCUAUCUCGGGCCAAGGCCAUCAGCAACGAUGAUAAGCGGGGUGGUCGUCUUAUCGAACAGGACGCCUUGAUUACAGUAUCUCGACAGGUCCGAACUCUGGAUGGCGGGUGCUUGGAUGUCAAAUGCCAGAUUUGUCCAAUCACCAGUCCCCGCUCGAUAUGUAGUCGAUCCUCCCAAAGCUGGGGGAGGUAUUUUGUGGGGCAAGGUGGGGAUCAAAUUGGCGGGCCCCACGCCAAGGCCCCCGCCUUGAGUUGCAAGUGGAAGUGUGAAACCUGA